CAACCCAACUCUGAACUCUGUUGACGUCACGAAGUCGCCCGCUCAAGUCAUUGAAAUUAGCUCACACAGAAAGUUGUUUUUUCCCAGCGAAAAGCAAGCAGGAAAAUAAUAGCUCACGUCAUCGUUCCGUCUCUUGGAGUGCUCAUGGUGCAACAUUAAAAUUAGUCAUACGUGCGUGUGUAGUCAUUAUAGUUACAAAUUUUGGAGACAUUAGCUGUUCGCUCAGUGUUUUAAAAGUUCGGCACCGAUAAAGUUGACUAAAAAUGAAUCCGUGGCAGCAAGGCCAAGGAUACCCGCAACAGCAAUACCUCCAUAAUAUUGGAUUUAGCAACACAGCCCCACAGUCUUUUGGGAACCCGUUACCAAUGCCAGGGUUUCCCACCAUGGGAUACCCAGCACCUCAGCCUGGCGGUGGUCCAGGGUACCCUCAGGUAUCACAGGGUUAUCCUCAACAAAGCUCGGGGUAUCCAACAAGUCAGGGUUAUCCAAACACUGCUCAAGGGUACCCAUCUCAGGGUAGCCAGGGUUAUCCUGCUCAAGGGGGCUAUCCCCAGGCCCCAGAGGGCUAUCCUCCUGCUCAAGGGGGCUAUCCCCAGCAAGCUCAAAGCGGAUACCCUCAUGGGAAUGCCCAAGCUGGCUACCCCCAAACUAACCAAUACCAGGGUUAUCCGCAACAUAAUCAGUCACAAAGUCAUAGUCAACAAGCUUACAGUGUAUCAUCCGUGCCUGAAACAGCACAGACGAAACCAACCGUAGUGCCCGCGAAUCCCUUCGACCCUCGCGAAGAUGCCGCCGUCCUCAGGAAGGCCAUGAAAGGCUUCGGCACAGACGAGAAGUCCAUCAUCCACGUCCUGUCCAGACGCACCAACGAACAGCGUCUCAGAAUCGCCUUCGAGUUCAAGACUUUAUAUGGAAAGGAUCUCGUGUCAGACUUGAAGAGUGAAACAAGUGGCAAGUUUGAGGAUCUGUUGGUCGCGCUGAUGACUCCACUGCCGCAGUUCUACGCGAAGGAACUACAUGAUGCCAUCGCGGGAAUCGGAACUGACGAGGACGUGCUCAUCGAGGUCAUGUGCACCAUGUCCAACCACGAGAUCAAUGUCAUCAAACAAGCUUAUACUGCAAUGUACGGAACUCUCUUAGAAGACGACCUGCGUGGUGAUACAUCUGGCAACUUCAAGAGGCUCAUGACUUCUCUUUCCAUGGGUAAUAGAUCUGAAGACUUCCAUGUAGAUCAAGAAAAGGCGCGAGAAGAUGCCAGAAGUUUACUUCAAGCUGGUGAGCUUCGCCUCGGUACAGACGAAUCCGUCUUCAACGCAGUGCUCUGCUCCCGCUCGUUCCCGCAGCUGAAGGCUAUAUUCAACGAGUACCAGUUCCUCACAGGACAUGAUAUUGAUGAUGCCAUCAAGGCUGAGUUCUCCGGUGACCUUGAGAAGGCGUUGAGAGCUAUCGUUAAAAUCGUCCGCAACAAGCCACUGUUCUUCGCGGAGCGCCUCCACAAGUCGAUGAAGGGCCUCGGCACUAACGACCGCCAGCUCAUCCGCGUCAUGGUCACGCGCAGCGAGAUCGACCUCGGAGAUAUCUCGGACAUGUUCCAGACUAAGUACGGAGAGACACUGCAAAGCUGGAUAGAGGGCGACUGCUCCGGCCACUACAAGAAAUGCCUCCUGGGUCUGCUUGGCCUGUACUAACCACAAUGCUUACAUCGCUUCAACACGAAGUACAUAAUACAUAUACAAUAAGUUUCAUUCAUUAUUAUUAGUCUCCGUUAUUUGAUAUUAUUACGUCAUCACGUAGUUUAAGUACGUCUGAAGUAUCUCAAUGUUUUUGGUGUAAGUUUUCUAUUGUCUAAAUGUAUUUUACUAAAUGUUACUACUGUGUGAAAGUAAGAGCGUCUUUAUUGCUGUAGUGAUAAGGUUGGUUUUUGUUACUCAUUAAUAUUGGAACCAUUUAUGUUAAGAUUGAAAUUAUCUCUAUUAUUGACAGAAGUGAGCUAGCAGACAUGUAACAAAUUUUAACCUUAAAAAAAUAUAAUGGCUAUCUUCUACAGGGCCUUUAUACGUGCAACUUACUAAUUUCAUCUGACCUAUAAUAUAUACUGUAGCAAGAAAUGCACUGAAAACAUUUUUAAGCCGUUGCGAUAUACAAAUUAUUCUAUAAAGUAAUAUAUUAUUAUAUCUUAAACGACAAAAUAGAUCUUAAGCAAACAUCUUAUGUCUACUGAUCUUCAUUUUAUUACUAUAGAGUUGUUGCAUUUUUGUAUUUAUUUAAAGAUACAAAAAAUCUAAUGUCAUUUAUGUCAUAUUCCAUGUAAGCCGUCCGCGCGAUCUGGUAACGAAAAUCUCGUUAGUUUUAUCAAAAAGUAUUUUUUUUUAUACUGGUCUUUAAUUUUAAAAAUACAUACAAAUUAUAUUUAUUAAAAAUUAUUAUUUUAUUAUACACAUUUUAAUGGCUUUUAGCUAUUGCGUGCCUAAGGCAAAUAAAUGUAAGCUGGGAUCGAAAUGCCCCAAUUAACAAAAUAAAAUUAACUAAAAUUAUGAUUAAUUAUUGGGUCUAAAGUAUGUGAAUUUCAUAAAAUUGGAGGAACGAGAUCUUAUGAAUUUUGAUAAAUUAACUAAAUUCGAAUACUAAUGUUAAGAAAUUAAAAACUAAAAAAAUAAAAUUAAGCUAGACUGAUAAAGCAAAACUUUGGCAAUCACUCUUAUAAAAAAAUACAAAAUUAUUCCAAUGUCGGAAUUAGAUCAUAUUUUCAUCAUUCUCAUAUAUUUUUGUUCUAAGAGCCCAAUGUUUGUCAGCAUUUACGUAUAAAUACUAUAAAAUACUUGUUUAACUUAUCUUCAAUAUAAUUAAAACAAUUUUAUUAUUUACACCCUUUUUAAGUUGUCUUAUUUCAAUAAGUAUAACUUUUCAUACCACCAACCUAUAUUAAAAUAGAAAUAUAAUUACAUUACAACACUUU
Trichoplusia ni (cabbage looper) is the source of this 2956-nucleotide messenger RNA. RefSeq names its product annexin B9-like (gene Anxb13). The transcript is spliced from 9 exons. Lineage: Eukaryota; Metazoa; Arthropoda; Insecta; Lepidoptera; Noctuidae. The record is from RefSeq and is a predicted model, not a curated record. Gene Ontology annotation, cellular component: cytoplasm. The coding region runs from base 264 to 1688 and encodes 474 amino acids. Gene Ontology annotation, molecular function: calcium ion binding; calcium-dependent phospholipid binding.